UUUCUUUGUUUUAGGCUCCAUAAAAAUACAGACUCACCAGUUCCUGCUUUGAUGUGACAUGUGACUCCCCAGAAUACAUCUUGCUUCUGUAGACCAGCUCCAACAGGAUUCCAUGGUAGCUGGAAUGUUAGGGCUCAGGGAAGAAAAGUCAGAAGACCAGGAUCUCCAGGGCCUCAAGGACAAACCCCUGAAGUUUAAAAAGGUGAAGAAAGAUAAGAAAGAAGACAAAGAGGGCAAGCAUGAGCCCCUGCAGUCACCGGCCCACCACUCUGCUGAGCCAGCAGAGGCAGGCAAAGCGGAGACCUCAGAAGGGGCAGGCACGGCCCCAGCCGUCCCGGAAGCUUCUGCCUCCCCCAAACAGCGGCGCUCCAUCAUUCGUGACCGGGGACCCAUGUAUGACGACCCCACUCUGCCAGAAGGUUGGACCCGAAAGCUUAAGCAAAGGAAGUCUGGCCGCUCCGCUGGGAAGUAUGAUGUGUAUUUGAUCAAUCCCCAGGGAAAAGCCUUUCGCUCUAAAGUGGAGUUGAUUGCGUACUUCGAAAAGGUAGGCGACACCUCCCUGGACCCUAAUGAUUUUGACUUCACGGUAACUGGGAGAGGGAGCCCCUCCCGGCGAGAGCAGAAACCACCUAAGAAGCCCAAAUCUCCCAAAGCUCCAGGGACUGGCAGAGGCCGGGGACGCCCCAAGGGCAGUGGCAGCGCGAGACCCAAGGCGGCAACGUCAGAGGGUGUGCAGGUGAAAAGGGUCCUGGAGAAAAGUCCCGGGAAGCUGCUUGUCAAGAUGCCUUUUCAACCUUCAGCUGGGGGCAAGGCCGAAGGGGGCGGGGCCACCACGUCAGCCCCGGUCAUGGUUAUCAAACGGCCAGGCAGGAAGCGAAAAGCCGAGGCCGACCCCCAGGCCAUCCCCAAGAAGCGGGGCCGAAAGCCAGGCAGUGUGGUGGCGGCCGCCGCCGCCGAGGCCAAGAAGAAAGCGGUGAAGGAGUCUUCCAUCCGGUCCGUGCAGGAGACCGUGCUCCCCAUCAAGAAGCGCAAGACCCGGGAGGCCGUCAGCAUCGAGGUGAAGGAGGUGGUGAAGCCCCUGCUCGUGUCCUCCCUCGGCGAGAAGAGCGGAAAGGGACUGAAGACCUGCAAGAGCCCCGGGCGGAAAAGCAAGGAGGGCAGCCCCAAGGGGCGCGGCGGCAGCGCCUCGUCACCCCCCAAGAAGGAGCACCACCACCACCACCACCACUCGGAGCCCCCGAAGGCGCCUGCGCCGCUGCUCCCGCCCCCGCCCCCACCCCCGCCUGAGCCCCAGAGCUCCGAGGACCCCGCCAGCCCCCCUGAGCCCCAGGACUUGAGCAGCGGCGUCUGCAAGGAGGAGAAGAUGCCGAGAGGAGGCUCGCUGGAGAGCGACGGCUGCCCCAAGGAGCCAGCUAAGACUCAGCCCGCGGUUGCGACCGCUGCCACGGCUGCAGAAAAGUACAAACACCGAGGGGAGGGAGAGCGCAAAGACAUUGUCUCGUCCUCCAUGCCGAGGCCAAACAGAGAGGAGCCUGUGGACAGCCGGACGCCCGUGACCGAGAGAGUUAGCUGACUUUACACAGAGCGGAUUGCAAAGCAAACCAACAAGAAUAAAGGCAGCUGUUGUCUCUUCUCCUUAUGGGUAGGGCUCUGACAAAGCUUCCCGAUUAACUGAAAUAAAAAAUAUUUUUUUUUCUUUCAGUAAACUUAGAGUUUCGUGGCUUCAGGGUGGGAGUAGUUGGAGCAUUGGGAUGUUUUUCUUACCGACAAGCACAGUCAGGUUGAAGACCUAACCAGGGCCAGAAGUAGCUUUGCACUUUUCUAAACUAGGCUCCUUCAACAAGGCUUGCUGCAGAUACUACUGACCAGACAAGCUGUUGACCAGGCUUCUUAGGGUGUGCCUGCACCUCCCCUCCCACCCAGACCUCCCCCCUGUGUGGUCAUUAGGGACAGAGAGUGCUUAAGAGGACACGCCCGUUUGCGGUGCCGUUGGUGCCCCGGUCUGCCCUCUCCUCUCCCCCUCCCCUGCCCACCCCGACCCCCCAGCUCCCCCAGCCACGUUGGGACAAGGAGGUGUGAGGCAGGAGAGAAAGUUGGACUCUUUAGAGAAAAAGACGGAGAUGGCCAGUGGCUACAGCCUGUGUGAACUCACCCAUGGUGGCACAAAUCUGGCCCCAUGCCAGCCCCAAUCCAAAACCGACUAGGACAUUUCAUGGGACCAGAAAGUAAGCACCUGUUGGCUCCAGUUCUGGCGUGGCUAGGAGGGGGUCCGUCCUUGAGCUGCUGGGUGUAGACUGGCCUGAGCCGGAGAAGAGGACGGCCCAGGGCCGCUCUCCAGUGGGUGGCGCUAGACAGGGGCCGUGGAAGCAGCAGGGCGAGGCGCAGGCAGGCUGGCCCCGGCUCCCCUGGGGGACAGAGAGCAGUGGGGCCGAUGGAAUUCCUAGUCUGUGGCUGAUACUUUGAGGCCUAGUGGACAGGCUGGGGGGCCAGGAGAAAGGAGGGGAAAAUGUUCUUCCAAAACUUUCCAAUUCUACUCCUUUAGGGACAGCUUAGAACUAUUUGCACUAUUGAGUCUUCAUGUUCCCACUUCAAAACAAACAUGCUCUGAGAGCAAACUGGCUUAGAUUGGUGACACUUUGUCCCUCAAGCCACCAGACGUGAUGGUGUUUAGAACCACCUGGAUCUGUAUAUACCUGCGCUUGUUUUAAAGUGGGCUCAGCACAUAGGGUUCCCACGAAGCUCCGAAACUCUAAGUGUUUGCUGCAAUUUUAUAAGGACUUCCUGAUUGGCUUCAUUUCUGUCCUUCCAUUUCUGCCUUCUUUCAUUCACCCUUUCAUUUCUUCCCUCCUCAUUCAUCCCUUCUGCGCCAGGCACCCACAGUUCCCAACUUAACUUGAGCUGAUGCUGGUCGGCUCAGGGCCACACAUCUCACCCUGCCCUUGGCCUUCCCACUGCCAGCCCCAUCCCAUUCCGCACCGCGUUCUGAGCUGUGAAGGAGCCCCGGGCUCUGCACCUUGGUUUCUCUGCAGAGCAACAGGGCAGCACGAUCUUACUCUCUUAGGGAGCUCCCUUCCCUGGUCAGACCCCCUGGGUUCUGGGCCUUCUGAACCUUCUACUUGAGAGAAACGGGCAGGACAGGUGGGGCCGAUUUGGAUUUGGGAGCUGAGGAUAGCACACAGGCCCCCUUGGCCUGCCAGAGUCAUUGAGUAACCCAGGCCCGACCUUGGCCUCUGCCAGGCCCAGCUAGCACAGUGCAGUGCACCAGGCAGCAGGUGGGAAGGAAUGUAGGUGCCCCAGGCCUGGGCCGGGCCAGCACCUAGGUCCCUGGCCCCUCUGCUCUUUCUCUGAAUUAACCAGGAGCUCUCUCCUGGUGCAAAAGCCGUGGCUUUGGCUUGCCGGAGACUGGGCGGGGCCAGUGCGCUCCGCGGCCCCGCCUCUGCCCGGGGGCUGCGCUGCGGGGGCUUGGAGGCUUGGCCUGGCCGUGGGCGUUCUUGAUCAGUCUCCAUUUAGGACCCCAUCCCCUCAUUCUCUGUUCAGGAAGUCCUUAUCUAGCUGCAUAUCUUCAUCAUAUUGGUAUAUCCUUUUCUGUGUUUACAGAGAUGUCUCUUAUAUCUAAAUCUGUCCAACUGAGAAGUACCUUAUCAAAGUAGCAAAUGAGACAGCAGUCUUAUGCUUCCAGAAACACCCACAAGCACGUCCCAUGCGAGCUGCUGCCAUGAACUGUCAAGUGCGUGUUGUCUUGUGUAUUUCAGUUACUGUCCCCUGGCUUCCUUACUGCGGUGUAACCAUGAAGGAGUGAAACAUCCUAAAAACCAUCUAGCACUUCCUUGCCAGUCCUUAGUGAUCAGGAACCAUAGUUGACCGUUCCAAUCAGUAGCUUAAGAAAAAAAUCACGUUUGUCUCUUCGGGAAUGGUUAGAAGCAAGGGAGUUUGCCCCCCAUUCUGUUCCCAGAAUCAUAGUUGGCCUUUGUAGCGUUUUUGUACCCAUUUCCCUAUGCUGCAAAAGCAAGUCCCACAACCAGACCCACUCUGCUGUCGACCCUCCGGGCUUGCCUUCUGACUCUUCCCCAGGAAGAGAAGGGGGGUCGGAGGAGGAGGCGAGUCCUUCAGGACCCCUCUUCCUUCCAGGACAAAAGGCUCCUGACCCUGAAGUAGCCUCGCACGCGCGGCACCCACGAAGGAUGCCUAUCCACGCGAGUCCAGCAUCCGACCAGUUUGCCAUGGGGAUGCCAUCCGUUCUGGUCGGUUGGGUUUUUAUGCAUUACACUUAGUCCAGUGGGAUGUGACUCCCGGAACCAGUGUCAAGGGCCAGCCUCCCCAUCAGCUCGGUACCAUCUGGUCCUGGGGAGAUGAGUGCAGGGCCUGCCACACACCCCUGUUCACCUGGGACCGUCCAGGGGCUGACUGGGCACUGGUGGUUGAGGGCACAGCAUUUCGAGUGUCAUUUUCCUUCAGCCCGGCCCAACCUGCAGCCCCUCACUCACCAGCUGCUUCUCCGUCCGGUUCCAAAGCCGCAGGCCGCAUCUGAGGCUUCGCAGGGUUUUCUCUCCUUCUCCCAUUGCCUCCACAUCCCCUCUUCUGCGCCUAAGAAAGGCACCACGAGUCAGUCACCAUCUGGCAGCCGCCUCCGUGGUUUGUCGCCCUGAGAGGCAGGGGCCCUGCAGCCCCCUUGCCAGCCCUGUCCUGUCCUGGUUGGCAGGAGGCUGGAGGGAAACCCAGGCCAUGGAAUUCUCACCAGCUGUGUCCAGCCCAGUUUGGGGGUGUGACCUCGAUUUUGUGUGUACUUGGCCACCCUGAAGAUUGGGGACAUCUUUUAGGGACUGUGUGAAGAGUAGAGAAACUAACCAACAGCUUUCAGACACCUGUUUGUGGGGCUAGGUCACAGAGUCCCUUUCAGUCACCCCAACCCUCAUUCUAGUUGUUAGUUACUACCUCCUCUCCCAGCAGAAUGCCAUAGGCCCUCGAGCUCCUCCCACAGUGCCCAGCCCAGCUCCACCCUGCCCUGCACAUUGCUGGGCCUGCCCUAGCCCGUGAGAUCGCUGCCCUUGGCACUGAGCUGCAGCCAGACUCCGAGAUCGCGCCCUUCUGCUGCUGCUGUAUUCCCACAUCAGAAGGCACAGGAGACGCCUAGAAAUGCCCUGUUCCCCAAAUCCAUCAGUGCCAAACUACCCAAGGACCCCAGUCCCUCAACUGCCUGGGAGGUGAGAGCCGGGGUGGCCCGGGGGCCCUGGCCACAGCCAGCAUCUGGCUUCUACUCCUGAGACCCCGUGCAGGUGCCGGCAACAGUAUGUUCAAGGGCACCAUUCCAGGCUAGAGGCUACCAACGAUGGCACUAGGACCUGGAGCAGCCCCAACUGUCACCUGCUCCUCUGCCCAGCUUUUCACUGCUGUGACAGGGGUUGUGAAAGAGGGUACUAGCCCGAAACAAACUGCCAUGUUUGGAGGGGAAGGAGUUUCUUUAGCUGACAGGACCUCUGCAUUUAAGUAACUUUUAAUAAAGCAGCUGAAGCGCAGGAAGGAGCACAAGGUAGGAACCGAAUUCACCAGGUGGGGCUGACCGGGUCUUGCAGGGCCCCGGAGAACCUGGCAGCCGAACUCCGUGCCCCCUUUCCAGAGCAUUCCUACCCGGCUCUCUGGGCUGACGGAGCCAGGGAAGGCCCCAGGGGCCAGUUCUCGGAGAAGCCUUCUGUGCACUCGUUUCUAGCCGAAUCGUUUCCUGAUGGGAGCUUCACACACAUUCUAGGACUGACGGCCCAGACCUCAGGAAGCAAGCUGUGUCCAGAGCCCCGCGGGCCUUUGCCCAAGCCAGGUCCCUGAAUCCUGGCUCGUGGUGUUGGGGGGGUGGUGGGCACGCGUGGCGGCGCCGCCCAGCCUGUGGUAGAAGCCCUGCUCCUGUGCCCCCGCAGCCCCACCGGGUCGCGUUACUGAUCUUUCUCUGUAAGGGGCCCCGUUUGCUCUCUUCAUCAGUAAACUCGUCCACUCUGGAGGGGUUUGUUGAGUCUCCAUUUUUGCGUCUCUCUCUUUCAGAUACUCUAUCCGUCUUUAGGAAAGGCAUAGUCUAAUUGUUAUAAGUCGCUAGGAUACUGCCUGCCCCUGGGUCUGAAGUUCCAUAUUAAAAGUGGGGGGAAAAGUGAGCACUGAAACCUGUUCUUGACAAUUCAAGGAAAACCUAGAAAACAUUUGGCAGAAAAUUACAUUUCUAUGUUGCUGAAUGAAUAAGAGCAAACUUUUGCAAAACUGGUGAUCCAAAAAUACUUGGAGCUUGGCCUGACAUGUGGUGGGGGCCGCAGAAGAGGGGAGUCCAGCCUGAAGCUGCUGGGUCUGAGGCUCGGGGCCAUGCUGGCAUUGGAGAGCCCCCUGUUCUGUGGCGCCGCCCACCCAGCCCCAGACCUGUAUAGGAGCCCAGCGCUUGGUGUGGGAAGCAGUGUGUCACCAGUGACUCCAGAGGCCUGCGACACCCUCGCCACCGAGCACCACCUGUACCUUGCUCCUUUCUCAUUUCAACAGGGCCUUCCCCAAGUACUGAUGUUUCGGGGAAAAGGGAGUUCUAACUAGGGCCCAGCAACUAGGAAGGUGAGGGUAAGGUGUCCCGUUCAGCCUCGGCCUGUCCCCUGAGGACAUUCCCCCACUCUGCUCUCCCUGGGGCCCAGGGCCUAGGUGAAGUGAUGCUCCCUUCCGCAGUCAGAGGUGAAGACAGAGGCCUGGGCACCCACUGUGCUGUGUGUCCCCCUUGCCCCUCACCAGCGAGAGCCCCUGGGCCAGAGGGACAGUAGGCACGAGAGGUGCCAGGCAGAACCGAGACCCUCCCAAAGGGAAGUCGAGCCAUGGAGUUUGAGAGCAUUCGGGAAACCUGCAAACUGCAUUUGCUCCCCAGGCCCCUCCCGGCUUCCCUUUUCUCAGGUCCUCGGCAGCAAGAGACAAUGAGCUGGAAAGGCCAAGAGGUUUGGCUCCUGCCCACUGGUAGUCCCUCACCCUGUGUUUGUGUCCAGUGACAGAGCUGUUCUUCCUGGUGACCCUGAUUAUAUCCGGUAUCUUAUAGACUAUAUGCAUAGGCCUGCUUGGUCUCUAUCCUGGGCUUUUGUUUUGCUUUUUAGCUUCGCUUUUAGUUUUUCUGUCCCUUUUAUUUAAUGAACCAACUAGACACACAGAGCAGUUGAAUUUUUAUAUAUAUAUCUGUAUAUUGCACAAUUAUAAACUCAUUUUGCUUGUGGCUACACACACACACACACACACACACACACACAAAGACCUGUUAAAAUUAUACCUGUUGCUUAAUUACAGUAUUUCUGAUAACCAUAGCAUAGGACAAGGGAAAAUAAAAAACAAAAAAAAAAAAAAACAACAAAAAAAAAACCAAAAAAACUACAAAUCUGUCUGCUGGUCACUUCCUGUCCAAGCAGAUCCGUGGUUUUUCCUCGCUUCUUUCAAGGGCUUCCCUGUGCCAAGCUAAGGAGGCUCCAGGCGGCAUCCGGGUUUUGCACUGUUUCUCCCGUGCUUGUGUGAGAGGUCCCAGGAUGCCAGUGACGGCCCGUUCACCUCGGUGGGUGGGUGGAAGAGCGCUUCCUUGCCCUGGCAAAGUCUGGAAUGUAGUCGGCACCACCUUGCCCCCUUUGACACCUGGGUGGGGCAGCUGGGGUCUGCGGGGAGCGGGGGGAUGGCCUGACCCUACCCCCGCCCCUCCCGGUGACGCCGUCAGAGUGAUCAUAUAUGGAGAGUCAGCUCAACAGGCCUCCCCACCAGCAGGGCUUCCGCUUUGCCAAGGCUGGAGGGGAACUGGGAGGCCUGUCACAUCUCUGAAUGUUGAGCUUGCACCAGGGACCCCAGAACCACAUCCGAGAAUCCACUGGGUCCCCUCUAGGAGGUGGCAAAGACUCCAGAAACAUCCCUUUCUCUUCUCCCCCAUCCUACGAGUAACUGCAUUUGCUUUUGUAAUUCUUAACGAGCAAUAUCUGCUAGAGUUUAGCCGUAACAGUUCUUUUUGAUCGUUUUUUAAGUAAUUAAAAAACACCAAAAAAAAACCCCCCAAAAAAACAACAACAAAACAAAACCCAGAAACUUGUUCUUCCAAAGCAGAGAGCAUUAUAAUCACCAGGGCCAAAAGCUUUCCUCCCUGCAUCAGUACUUCUUCUGAGGCCUGAACCAAAAGAGAAACGCUCAGAAGGCCUUUGGGUGGCCAGGCUGGCCGUGGGCCCCUCCGAGGACCUGGGCCCGGGCAGCCUCUGGGCCCAGCGUGGGGCCCGCCGCAGCCUGCGUUCAGUAUUAGCAGUGGGUCACAGCGUUCUUUCCCACCCAGCCUGGGACGAGGCGAGGAGGCCGUUGCCGCUGAUGUUUGCCACUAUCAGGUGGGUGUCCACAUGGGGCCACGCACGUGCUUUCUGACUGACACCUGAAAUCAGCGCCCGAGUUAGCCUCACCCGGUGACCUCUCACCCGCCUGGACCCACCCAUUUGAGUGUUUCUGGGGAGCCGGACGGUGGAGUGCAAAAGGCUUGCAGAACUUGAAGCCUGCUCCUUCCCUUACUACCAAGGCCUCCUUUUCCGUUUGAUUUGUCACUGCUUCAAUCAAUAACGGCCGCUCCAGAGUCAGUAGUUGAUGAAUAUAUGACCAAAUAUCACCAGGACUGUUACUCAAUGUGUGCCGAGCCCUUUCCUCGCGCUGGGCUCCUGUGUACCCGGACACUGUAACGUGUGCUGUGUUUGCUCUCCCCCCGCCCCCCUCCUCCUCCACCCUCCCAUCGUUCUGGGGUUUUUCUGUUUGGGUUUGGUUUGGUUUUUAUUUCUCCUUUUGUGUUCCAAACAUGAGGUUCUCUCUACUGGUCCUCUUAACUGUGGUGUUGAGGCUUAUAUUUGUGUAAUUUUUGGUGGGUGAAAGGAAAUUUGCUAAGUAAAUCUCUUCUGUGUUUGAACUGAAGUCUGUAUUGUAACCAUGUUUAAAGUAAUUGUUCCAGAGACAAAUGCUUCUAGACACCUUUUCUUUACAAACAAAAGGAUUUGGAGGGAGAGGAUGGUGACCAAGAUGAGAGGGGCUGUCCUUUUUCCCAAGGAGGGGGAGUCCGAAGAGAUGACCCCUGCCCGGACCAGCCGGAAGCCACCCAAGGAAGUUAAGCCUAAGCCAACGGACCAAAUAGCUGAUGUGGUUUCCUUCCACCCAGUGGAUUCUGUUGCCUUUUUUUCCCCUGAGACUAUUAGCAUCAUCAUGAUGACUUUUAAAGACAGACAAGGCCGGUGUCCCUUUGAAGGGAGACGGGAGGGGUGUGAGCAGAGCCGGAGGAGGAUAGGCAGGCUGGAGCAGCACAGCGCAGACGAAAGGUGGUCACCUCCUUGGGGACCUCCGCUGUGGCCAGAGAGUCCAGUGUGUGCGCCCAGGGCAGAUGGCCACUCUCCACCCGAUGCGGCUCUUCCUGGACAGGCCAGGUGGUGGCCAUUACCAUUUGGGACACCCCCAUCACAUCCCACCCUGUCCCAAAGUCCACACCACUUAAUGUGACCUCUAGAUUCUUCAGCAUCCAGGGUGAUCUGAUGAUGGGGGAGGGGAUGCACUCUCUUCGCUGUCAUCUGAUCCCCAGCAGAAUUUGGGCAUGAGAAACCCCACUUCCCUUUCCUUGGCAAAACCAGAUCCUUCUGAGAAAAGUGGUUGCCCACACCAUUGUUCUGGGCUCACAGGACAGGGACAGACGUGUGCUCCCUUAGUGCCCACCCCCCCCCAAAGGCGAGGACAAUGCUGACUGUCAUGACUAUUUGCACAUGGGUUUAGUAACGGGAAGAAUCAGGCAGGGUGGCUGCCCCCUCCUGAGUCGCAGUGACACUGGUCGCCCUAGACCGAGGAGCCCCAGCCUGAACCCCGGCUGAGGGUGGGAGAGCCGUGUGCGGGGGGCAGGGAGCAGCCCGGGACAGACUUGGCUAGAGAUGUCUCCAAAGCCCUCCAUCACAUUCACCUUUGCUUUUUGUGUUUUGGGACAAUUACUUUAGAAAAUAAGUAGGUCGUUUUAAAAACAAAAAAUAUUGAUUGCUUUUUUGUAGUGUUCAAAAAAAGGUUCUUUGUGUAUAGCCAAAUGACUGAAAGCACUGAUAUAUUUAAAAACAAAAGGCAAUUUAUUAAGGAAAUUUGUACCAUUUCAGUAAACCUGUCUGAAUGUACCUGUAUACGUUUCAAAAACACCCCCCCCACUGAAUCCCUGUAACCUAUUUAUUAUAUAAAGAGUUUGCCUUAUAAAUUUACAUAAAAAUGUCCGUUUGUGUCUUUUGUUGUAAAAUCAAGUGAUUUUUUCAUAAGGUUCUUUUACUAUUGAAAAGAUGGGCAGCACGCAGUUUUAUUUUAUUUUUGUAAGUUUUUUAAUACGUGUGAAAGCAAAGAAUACUCAGCAUGCCUUUCUAAGUGACGCGUUUGCACCUUUUGUUGGGAAGUACUGUAUCCUGUGCUGUUAGCAUUCUCGAUAAAUCUCUCUGUGAAAGUGA
This is a messenger RNA of Suricata suricatta (meerkat), 10454 nucleotides long. RefSeq names its product methyl-CpG binding protein 2 (gene MECP2). Gene Ontology annotation, molecular function: chromatin binding; methyl-CpG binding; double-stranded methylated DNA binding. Bases 113 to 1573 code for a protein of 486 amino acids. The transcript has 3 exons. Gene Ontology annotation, cellular component: nucleus; heterochromatin. Gene Ontology annotation, biological process: negative regulation of transcription by RNA polymerase II. Lineage: Eukaryota; Metazoa; Chordata; Mammalia; Carnivora; Herpestidae. The record is from RefSeq and is a predicted model, not a curated record.